Molecule: messenger RNA, 3157 nt
Organism: Microbotryum saponariae
Lineage: Eukaryota; Fungi; Basidiomycota; Microbotryomycetes; Microbotryales; Microbotryaceae
Source: the annotation of a GenBank genome assembly
AUGGCAUCGCACGUGACCCGGCCCACAGACGAUGGCCAUGCCUCCGAGGAGGAGGAUGAGGACGUGCAAGAAGAGGUGAGCAUGCGAAGGAAAUCGCCUGUAACGGAACACUCAUGCCUCUCCGCCUCCCAUGCACCCCUCCAUGUCGCGUAUCCACCUCUUCCGCGCACCACCUCUUGGAAUGGCCCAACGAACAGAUCUACCACUCAAGCGACGCGACGCUGUUCCUCAUCGAAGCCACAAGCUCCAUGCUCGAACCUUUGGUCCCUGCUUCGACGGAUCAACCACCGCCAUCGACCCAAACGCGCGAGAAGUUGGGCUGGAAGGACAAGCCCGAUGCGACGACCAAGCUCCAAGCCUGCCUCCGCUCGGCGUACGCGAUGAUGCGUCGCAAGGCUCAGUCCGCACCCAGGGAUCGUAUUGGUAUCAUGAUCUUCAAUACGGUUGCGUCUUUCUCUCUCAUACAGCGUGGCUGUGUGCACCUGGCCGAGAGAUACUCAGAGCUGACGGUGUCCCCGAACCCAAAUGGCCCUAUCUGCAGGCAAAGACCGAAGGCGUCAAGGGGGGCAACGGCGCCAAGAAGCACUGCCAAAUUGUACAGGAUCUCGCUUUGGUGACGGCCGAGAGUCUCGUCAAGUUCAAGGAUCUGCUCGCCGGUCAGUCGAGGCUUGCUCUUUCUCCUGUGCCCGCGCUGGGGCGCUCAGUGCUCCGGGAACUCACUCGUCAGGCACUUUUUGCACACACAUCAAGACAUCGAGGACGACCCUGGAUUGCUGAGUCAGAUGUUCGAGGUCAACACGGGGGUCAAUGCGUUGACGGAAGCGAUUCAGGGCUGCACCGAUCUCUUUCGACGAAAGUGAGCUACGGCGACUUGGCCGUAUCUUCACAUUUGGAUCGCUGACUUUCCGCCGGAACCAGUGCCUCGAGCCCCCGGAUCAACAAAAAGAUCAUCCUCAUCACCGACAACGAUGAACCUUACCCUCCAAGGUCGAAGCUACGCAACGCCGCCAACGAGAGGCGCAAUGUACGUUCGAACCAACUCUGAUGAGGCAGUGUCCUGUACCUAGGCUCACCCUGUUGCAAGGCCAUUGUCCCCUCCAGGAUCUCGCGGAUAUGGAUCACAAAAUUGAGCCGUUUUUCUUCUCCCCACCUGAUCACGAGUUUGACCUCGAGAACUUUUAUGGCGUGCGUUUUGCUGAACAACUUGCUGUGGAUUGAUGUGCAAGGUGUGCGCUGACCUGACCGCGAGCUCCUAUCCGCAAUUUCUCCAGAAAUUUAUCACGAUGGCCAAGGAGGACGACAACAACAACGAAGACGAUGAUGAAGAGGUUGCGGAUGUCAACGAAAUACCGAUCCCGUGGCCGCUCGUGCACCACGAUAUCGUGCAGACCCUCUCGGAGAUGAUCGACAAUCUGAGAACGAAGGAGGCGAUGAAGCGGGUCCAGUUCCAAAUCCCGUUUACGCUCGCCGAAGGGACGACAAUCGGGAUCAAAGGGUCGGUCGAAAAGAGGGUUCGUUCCAGCCACUUCCACUUAUGUGAUUGUUGACGGAAGAAACUCCGAUUUCACACAGCUAUGCUCUGGUUGGCGUCGAACGGCUUCGCCUCCCGACCAAGAUCGAUCUCAAUACGAGCCACGCCGACGCGGUCGUCCACAAGAUCUUCUACAAAGACGCUGUAGGAUCAGAUGUGCCCUUACCCUCAAUCCGUAGAGUUUACUGACUGAUUUUGUCUUCCUUUUGCUUCUAGACCUCUGACGAUCUCAACGUCAAGACCGACAUUCGCAAAUAUUUCGAGAUUGGCAAAGCCGACCCUGACAAGGGAUCACGUUCGGCGCAGAUCUUCUUCACCGAAGCAGAGAUUCGCAAAGUUAAGGUACGCACGCGUUUCCGUGGCGAGGCGGCGGACCAAGCGACUGACCCUCCUCGUACCAACUCAUGACACCGCAGACGCUCGGUCUCUCGCCUUCGAUGAGCUUGCUGGGCUUCGUCUCCCGUAGCGAAUUUCUCAAAUACGAAGAAACGAUCAAGCACGGCUACUUCAUUCGCCCCGACGAGGAUGCCUACAGCGGCAGUACGCGCACCUUCGUCGCACUGAUGGAGUCCAUGAUCAAGAAGGGUGUGAUCGCGUACGCAUCGCUUCUCAUUCGCAUCAGUGGCCGACCCCAGAUCGUCAUCCUCGACGCGCAGGAGGAGGUGUUGAACCAAAAGACGGGUGUCGUCGAGCGGCCUGCCGGCAUCAACAUCUACCAGCUGCCUUUUGCCGAUGAUUUGCGCAAGCAUCGUCUCGACUCGACGCCAUCGAUCAAAAAACCCUAUGGUGAGUGGACGGGAACCUCGCACAGGACUUCCGUCGCGGUAGGAGCUGAAAUUGGACACUCUUCGUCUUGCCAUGCAUCAUUACAGUCGAAGGCCAUGACGAACCCGAACAGCCCGAGAUUGCUCUGGCGACCGCGAUCGUGAAGAAAUUGACGCGCGUUUACGAUCCCAACAGUUACCCAAAUCCAGGUCAGCAGGCAUUUUCUGGGAUGCUCUUAUCCAAGUCCGCGACUUGGGGAGUGUUCUCAUCUGUUUCGAGACUAAUUCAAGGAAAUUUUGGACCCAUCAGCCAUCAAUUUCUUUCAAGAGACGUUGGCUGCGACGGCGUUGGAUGACGAGCUGCCCGAUCCUAUCGACAAGACUAUCCCAGCGUAUGGGACCAUUCGCGACGUGAGUCCCUUUAGGCCUCAGGCCACAUCAUCGCCACCAUUCCCAGUGUCUAAUCUUUCCGAGUCCUUCCAUUCUGUUCCAGCGAGCCGGUGAGAAGAUCACGCAACUCAAGAGCUUGAUAGCGGAAGACGAGCUCGAUCCCGCACUGGUUCGAACGUCGAACAAGAAACGAGCGCAUACACCCGAGGCCACUGGAAGCGCCGAAGAGAUACAAGAAUUCGCUGACAAAAUGACUCGAUUGCAAAAUAAAAUGCUUGUUGCGGAUCUCAAGGACGGCCUCAAGCUGAUGGGCGAAUCUACGAGCGGUACGAAGCCGGUCCUGUGGGAUAGGGCGAUCGCGGCGUUGACGGAGAAGGGGCUGUGGGCCAAGGGUGAUGGUGCGAGUGAAGCAGCUCCGAAGACCAAGAGGAAGAAGACGACGACGAUCGAGGAUAAUGAUGAAGACGAGUGA